Messenger RNA from Nerophis ophidion (straightnose pipefish), 1564 nucleotides. Its product is annotated as protein c-Fos-like. NCBI's taxonomy places the organism in Eukaryota, Metazoa, Chordata, Actinopteri, Syngnathiformes, Syngnathidae. The transcript is spliced from 5 exons. The record is from RefSeq and is a predicted model, not a curated record. Gene Ontology annotation, biological process: regulation of transcription by RNA polymerase II. The coding region runs from base 132 to 1163 and encodes 343 amino acids. Gene Ontology annotation, molecular function: DNA-binding transcription factor activity, RNA polymerase II-specific; RNA polymerase II cis-regulatory region sequence-specific DNA binding. Gene Ontology annotation, cellular component: nucleus.
AGAAUGGUUCGCUCUCCCACAUUUCAUUCAUAAAAAUGCAGCUCACUAUAAAAGGCGGGUCCCCCUCCCCACUCCGCACUCCCGACAUUCAAUAUCAAGCUGGCAAAUGGAAGAUAAAGAAACAAUUAUAAAUGAUAAUAAUGCACCCGGAUUCCAGCGCCGAGUUCGACUCGUCGUCGUCGUCCAGCUGCAGCACAGCAUCGCCCGGCGGGGACACCCCAGGGUGCAGCUUGCAGGACUCGCUAUCAUCAGCAGCUGAGGAUGUCGACAGCGGGGAUUCGGACUGCCUCGUCCCCACUGCUAGUGCGUUCUCGUCGGGCGAGAAGUGCACGCUUCAGCCACCUCUGGUCCCCCUUGUCUCUCGGGGGAAACGCAAAAGUGGGAGCAAGAAGGCGAAGCCCAACGGUGGCAGGAAAUGGCAGAAGGAGCAGCCCUCUAAAGAAGAGGAGGAGAGGAGGAAGAUUAGGAGGGAGAGGAACAAGAUUGCUGCAGCAAAGUGCCGGAACAGGAGGAGGGACCUGAUUGACACCUUGCAAGCUGAAACUGACCAGCUGGAGGAGGAGAAGUUGGGUCUGCAGUCGGAGAUAGAAGAGCUCCUGAAGGAGAAGGAGAGGCUGGAGCAGGUCUUGGCCUCGCACGAUUCCUGCCAGCUCCAGCCUGCCGCAGAGCGGGACGAGGAGGAUGCGACGAUGCAGGAGGCACCGGCUUCUCCGCAGAUGAUGUCGCCUGAAUGCAGCACGGGUCAAGAGCCGGAGCCCUGCAUCCCGGCUGCGGCCAUCUUGGGCAACUCCGACAUCCUCCUGUGCUCCAGCGCCGACGAAGCGUCCCUGGCGGACCUGAAGGACGACUUGGACGACCUGGUGCCCAGCCUGGAGAUGGAGGGGCUGACGUCCGAGAAGGCCGGGGCGGCCUUCGUCCCUGACAUCAUGGACCUGAGCGGGCCUCUCUGCCUCCCCGACUGGGAAACCCUGUACAAGUCCGUGGCCGGGGAUCUCGAAUGUCUGCCGUCUUCCAGCCCCGCUUGCAACUACCGCAGCGUCUUCUCCUUCAACCUCUCGGAGAUGGACACCCUGGCGGAGGGCGGCGAGACGCUCAAAGGCGGCCUCAACGCGUCAGAGUUCACGAUGGACGGUCUCAACUCUCCAACGCUGCUGGUAUUGUAGAUGCAAAGAGGGUUUAUAUGCAAUGAUGCUCACGUUGUAUCCUAAGCAGAUUGUUGUUGUUGCUAUGUUGUGUACAUGUUUACUGUAUAUGGCAGGGUUGACUUCUUCCACUCUGAUGGUGCAAUCAUCUGAAGUGAUAAAACAUGCAUGCAAAAAGACACCAUGUGUUUUAUCCCUAUAUUGUCACGUGACGACUGUUGUGUACAUUCUGUAAACAAACGUGUGGUUCAAUUAAUUAUAUACUAAAUGCAUCAUAGUUGGGUUCCUAAAGUGUAGCAUUUAAAUGUUUCAACAAUGUUGGUCCAUCUAUUUUGAGACGUAUUUUAUCACAUAGUUUUAUUUUUGUACCAAGUAUAUCAGAUGCAAUGGGAAAAAAAACAAUAAUAAAAAGUGGUAUUAAA